ACAAAAGGGAGGGAAACACAAAAGGCGAAACGGGGUUUUCAAAGCCUCCAGAUCCGCCACCGCCGCCGUGAUCCGCCAUCCGCCUCCGUUCGCCGUCCCCCGCUUGCCCUGGUAGUGUUUUUUCGUGCUUCUGGUUCACUCCCCGGCGGAUUCCAUGCCGAUCGACGGGAUGAGGUCCGUGGUCGCGACGGUGAGCGGCUACCACGGCGAGGAGCGGCACAGGCUCGUGAACCUCAUCGCGGAGACCGGCGCCAGCUACGUAGGAUCCAUGAGCAGGUCCAUCACCCACCUGGUGUGCUGGAGGCUCGAGGGGAAGAAGUACGACAUCGCAAGGAAGCUGGGGACUCGCGUCGUCAGCCACCGGUGGUUCAUGGAGUGUCUCAGCGAGGGGAGGCGCCUCCCAGAGGACCCCUACUUGAUGGUAAGUGGUGAAGAAGCAGGGCCAGUCCCAGAGCUGCCUGCUCGUUCCCGUACACAACGCAAGAAAAAUGCCAUAAUGGAGGACAGGAUUUUCCAAGAGUUACCUGAUGAUUUCUGGGACACUCCUCCAGCCAGAGCCAGCUAUAAAGUUAAGCUUGAUGAUUCUGAUUCUGAUUUUGAGUCUGCCCUGCUAAAAGAAAAUUCUGCUCUUGAUGAGGAUUCUAAGAAAAAUCAUUCAUCAGACGUUAAGAAAAGAAGAAAGCGUAUGAAGCAUGCUAAUACAUCAAUGGACAGAGAUGUCUUAAAUCUGCAGGAUAAUGUGUCAAGUGCCAUGGCAAGACAGUGCCUUCAUGUGUCAAGUCAUACAAUGUCCCAGAGCACAUCGAAGCAGAAGGGAAACUUGUCACGCUUUCUUCACAAUGAAAUUCCUAUCAGGAUGGGAGAAAGGAAUGAUCUUACUGAAAACUUUGAAAAUGAUAGUUUGUCUGACAGCUUCAGUGAACCUCAAACUUCAGAUAUUCUGUGUAUAGAAGCUCAAAGAAAAUUCACCAAGACAAGUGCACCAUCAUCAUCACUUCGACAAAGUGCUCUGGAUUCUCUAUAUGAAUUUGGUGAAACUAGUAGGGAUGUACCAGCAGGAAGAAAAGAACCAGACAACGUUGAAUUAAGGGAGAGUUCAAGAAGCUUACUUCCAUUUGAUUUGUCAGGACAGGAACCAGCUUUCUGCACUCAGGAGCAAGUAGAUAAAUGUAGCCUUGGCACUCUAGCUGGUGAUGAAAUGGGAUAUGAUAAAAAACCCAUGGAAAAAUCAUCUAAUUUAGAAAGGCAACCUGAAUUAUCAUGUGUCAUAUGCUGGACAGAUUUUUCUUCUACAAGGGGCAUCUUACCAUGUGGACACAGAUUCUGCUAUUCAUGCAUUCAAGGAUGGGCAGAUUGUCUGGCUUCUAGUGGUAAAGUCUCAACAUGUCCACUUUGCAAAGCCAGUUUCAUAUAUAUCAGUAAGGUGGACGAGGCAGGCACCUCAGAUCAGAAGAUAUACUCUCAGACCAUUCCUUGUGAAGCUUCUACUGAUGUUUUUGUGCUCGGCAAUGAAGGCUAUGAUUUCUCUCGAUCAACGGCUGGGCAAGGAGCAUGCUACCAGUGCCACUUCCGUGAGCCUGAGGAGCUUCUUCAAAGCUGUGAUGUCUGCAGAUUACAGUGGGUACAUGCAUACUGCCUCGAUCCUCCGCAGACCCGUUGGACAUGCAUGCACUGCAGAGAUCCGCGGAUGCUGUUUCACCGGUAUCGUUAGCCCCAAUUAGGAUACUCAUGUCAAAAUUUACCAGAGGCCCGAUUGAGAUUGUUGAAGGAAAUUACUGUAUAUCAGAAGGCAUGAACGCCAUAUCGGCUUGUCCCACUGAAGAACCAAUAAGUUUGCAAUGUAAUUGCCAAGUUCCAUUUGAUGUCUAUACUCUAGCAUUGAUUGCUGAGGGUGGAUGCGAGCUUAUUAAACUGGAACCUAGUGUCAAUGUAGCAUCCCAAAAAUGUAACCUCCCAGAAAAGACGUCCAUACUCUAUACUGAUUGCUUGGAAGACUAAGAAACAGACAAUAGUUUCUCAUUUGAGUGGAAAGGCUGAGUUACAAGCUAUGCCUCUUGUGACAACAUA
Sorghum bicolor (sorghum) is the source of this 2067-nucleotide messenger RNA. Its product is annotated as BRCT domain-containing protein At4g02110. NCBI's taxonomy places the organism in Eukaryota, Viridiplantae, Streptophyta, Magnoliopsida, Poales, Poaceae. The coding region runs from base 155 to 1711 and encodes 518 amino acids. The transcript is spliced from 7 exons. The record is from RefSeq and is a predicted model, not a curated record.